Dendronephthya gigantea is the source of this 3345-nucleotide messenger RNA. RefSeq names its product G protein-coupled receptor kinase 5-like. Gene Ontology annotation, cellular component: cytoplasm. Bases 81 to 1835 code for a protein of 584 amino acids. The record is from RefSeq and is a predicted model, not a curated record. Lineage: Eukaryota; Metazoa; Cnidaria; Anthozoa; Malacalcyonacea; Nephtheidae. Gene Ontology annotation, molecular function: ATP binding; G protein-coupled receptor kinase activity. The transcript has 16 exons. Gene Ontology annotation, biological process: signal transduction; regulation of signal transduction; protein phosphorylation.
UUAUUGGAGUAGGCGGCCAUCUUUAGGAAGGUGGGUUUUGCUGUCGUGAGGAGCCUCUUGCUCCAAAUCGACUUUCCUUCAUGGAAUUGGAAAACAUUGUCGCGAAUACAGUCUACAUCAAAGCGAGGGAAAGCAAAGCCAAAGGCAGAAGCAAAAAGUGGCGUUCCUUCUUGCAAUUUCCUCACAUUUCGCUGUGUCUAGAUCUGAAACACGAACUCGACCUCAGCUACCACCAAAUAUACCGGGAACCGAUAGGAAGGGAUCUGUUUUGUGAAUUCUGCGCUUCGAAAUGCUUUGCAGACUCCAAAUUAUCGCGUUUGGAUAAUUUUCUACGCGCUAUAAUCGACUAUGAAACGGCGGAAGAAAGCCAGCUUAAAGAUCUCGCUAUCAAACUCACUCGAGACUUUUUGAAUCCGGAGAACGGAGACAUCAGCUACUUGGAUGGCAUUAUUGAAGACAAUACUAUAGUAGAAUUUAAUCAACUCUUUAAUGUCACCAGUGAUGUACUUCCAUCUGAACAUUUCAUUAGCUCAUUUAAAAGUUCAAUUGAAACUUACUUUGGUGGUGAACCAUUUGAUGAAUUUAAAAAGAGCAUGUAUUUUGAACGAUUUCUCCAGUGGAAAUAUUUAGAAAGACAACCUGUUACAAAGAAGUUAUUUAGACAUUAUCGAGUGCUUGGAAAAGGUGGUUUCGGUGAGGUGUGUGCAUGUCAAAGCAAAAUUAGCGGGAAAAUGUAUGCAAUGAAGAAGCUGGAGAAAAAGAGGAUUAAACGACGGAAGGGUGAAGCAAUGGCGUUGAAUGAAAAACAAUUACUCGAGAAAGUAGAUUGUAAAUUUGUGGUUAGUUUAGCAUAUGCAUACGAAACAAAAGAUGCUCUUUGUAUGGUUUUAACACUAAUGAAUGGCGGUGAUUUGAAAUUUCACGUUCAUAACAUGGGCAAUCCUGGCUUUGAGGAAGACAGGGCGUAUUUCUACGCCGCUGAAGUAGCCAGUGGGAUCAUUGCGUUGCAUUCAAAAAGAAUAGUUUAUAGGGACAUGAAACCAGAGAAUAUAUUGCUAGAUGAUGAUGGACAUGUGAGGAUUUCAGAUUUAGGUUUGGCAAUUGAGAUACCCGAGGGGGAAAACGUACGUGGACGAGUAGGGACAGUAGGAUACAUGGCACCUGAGGUUAUUCAAAACGAACGUUACACAUUCUCCCCGGACUGGUGGGGUCUCGGCUGUCUAAUAUACGAGAUGAUUCAGGGGAAAUCCCCGUUUCGAGCGCGACGAGAGAAAGUGAAACGUGACGAAGUGGAAAGAAGAGUAAAGGAGGACACUGAAGAAUAUUCAGAUAAAUUUAGCAGUCAUGCACGACAUAUUUGUUCACAGUUACUUUCUAAAGACCCUAAGACGAGACUGGGUUGUCGCGAUGGGGGCUGGGACGAGUUAAGAAGACAUCAAUUUUUUAGGAGCAUCAAUUGGGCGCAAUUAGAAGCUGGUCUUAUUAAGCCGCCAUUUUGUCCUGACCCUCGUGCAGUCUACUGUAAAGAUGUUCUGGAUAUCGAACAGUUCUCGUCAGUCAAAGGUGUCAGACUCGAUGACAAUGACGAGGGUUUUUAUCAUAAAUUCGCCACGGGUUCUGUCGCUAUUCCAUGGCAAACAGAGAUGAUCGAGAUGGAGUGUUAUAAAGAGCUAAACAAAUUUGGUUUCAAUGGAACGAGGUCUCCAGAUCUAAUUGGAGAUCACCCCCCGGAACCUGAGAAAAACCCCGGAUGUCUAAGCAGCCUAUGUGGUAGGGAAUCUAGCAGUAAAACGACAGAGCCGAACGAGACAACCACCACCACAAGCGUCAGCUGAAAUUCAACCCACCCCUUCGCCACCGUGAAAUUUCUAUGUACAAACAGCGCGUAACUUCGUGCGGUGGAAAUAUUUUCAACUCCGAGCGGAGAAUAUGUUGAUUAGCCACAGCAGAGUUGACCACACACGAAGGCCACGAAAACUGGUAACAAAUAUUUGCAAAUUAUUCAAGGCUGGUCCGGUAGACGUCUCGUAAAUAAUAGAAAAAGAACAUAUUCUAGUGAAAACAUCUCAUUUUUACGCCUCCCGUUCUACUUAAAUCAUUUUAGUUAUAGAAAAACCGUCUGUAUGCCUCGUUGCAACGGUAAUACAGGCGACUGCUAACCGUUUUUAUCGCCCCUCGACGGCUGUUGGAUGAGAUUUUUUAGUCGAUGCAUGGUAACCUACGUCUUCCAUUAUUACUGAGCGUAUGUCAUGUGUAGACUAACUAAAAUCUCUUUUAAAAGAAAAGUAGCGUGGCCGGGACAAUAUACGUUUUGAAUGGGCCAUUAGCUACCAAUUAUUGAUAAUGCAAUCGACGCAAUUCAGGAAGAGAUUGUGUUGACGAUGGUUGCACUUGCAUACAGUAGGCACUCUUUUGUAUAUUGAAAGGCAAAUUUUAUCGUUCUUCAAUCUCGUUUUGGCACGCUGCAUGGGCGACAAAUAUGUGCAGUGCGACGGCGAGAGACUAGUUGAGACCGCAGAAAAUGUCGCGUUUUGUGGCUGGGAAUCUAGUUACCAGGACUUCAUAAUAUAGUGAGAGUAAUAAUUAGGUCGGGGGAAAGGACCUGGAAACUAGAUUCCCCGUCAUCUUGGUACUGCAAAUUGCCCUUUUUGGUUUGCUGUGAAUUAAUCCGCUAACUUCGUUUUAAUUCACAUCAGUGUGGGUUGGUCUUCGAACAGGCCUCAAAAGAUAUUUGUCUUGCAUUGGCUCCUUUCAGAUCUUCAGAUGUUAAUUUCUCCCAUAAAUUGGAUUCCGAUACGUCCUAAAUUAACAAAUGAUUAUUUUGCAUGAUUUAAAAAUUAAUCAAGAUCACAUGCAAGAUUUUGCGAUAGUUGAAGUUUCGUUUUCUUUGCUUCCACUUUAUGUACAGCUAAUUUGAAUUUAUACCAAUUUUCAAUGCAGGUUUCUCAUUCAUAAUCAGAUAUAAAAUUUUAGUUGCAUGAUUACGGAAAUACGGGGUUCUUUCAAGGCUAAAGAUGAUUCUAGACAUGCAUUAUAUGAUCUGAAAGGGGUUUUGGCAUAUGAGACGUAUUAAAAAAUCUACAGACACUUUUUGAAAAUGCUCAAUCCUCAUGAAACGCAAGGUGAAAAUGAAUGUCUAGUUUGAAAAUGCACUUACAACCUAGUCAACACCACUUAGUCGACACCUGACCAACGCUUAUUUCUCACCAUAGUUUCAUGUCGGUUGAGCAACAUUUCAAAGUGAAUAUUAUUUUCUGGCUGGUCCAUAGUUGGUAUUUGAUUAUUGUACAGGUAUAAAGAACAAUUUUGAAGCAUUUUAGAAUAUAUCUGGUGAGCGUUUUAUUA